CUGCCGCUGCCGCUCCGCUACCCGCGAGAUUCGAGGCCGAGGCCUGAGGCCUCGAAUUUUGCGGGCAGCGGGGCGGCAGCAGGAGCGGCAGCGGGAGCGGCAGCGGGAGCGGCAGCGGGAGCGGCAGCGGGAGCGGCAGCGGGAGCGGCAGCGGGAGCGGCAGCGGGAGCGGCAGCGGGAGCGGCAGCGGGAGCGGCAGCGGGAGCGGCAGCGGGAGCGGCAGCGGGAGCGGCAGCGGGAGUGGCAGCGGGAGCGGCAGCGGGAGCGGGAGCGGGAGCGGCAGCGGGAGCGGCAGCGGGAGCGGCAGCGGGAGCGGCAGCGGGAGCGCAAGCGGGAGCGGCAGCGGGAGCGGCAGCGGGAGCGGCAGCGGGAGCGCAAGCGGGAGCGGCAGCGGGAGCGGCAGCGGGAGCGGCAGCGGGAGCGGCAGCGGGAGCGGCAGCGGGAGCGGCAAGAUCAUACGCGUAUAAUCAAAUGGACCGACCCUCGAAUACAGCGGUGCAGGAGCAGGGCGGGGGCGGGUAA
Molecule: messenger RNA, 522 nt
Organism: Danaus chrysippus (African queen)
Lineage: Eukaryota; Metazoa; Arthropoda; Insecta; Lepidoptera; Nymphalidae
Source: the annotation of a GenBank genome assembly